This is a messenger RNA of Tyto alba (common barn owl), 819 nucleotides long. RefSeq names its product transmembrane protein 216 (gene TMEM216). The transcript has 5 exons. The record is from RefSeq and is a predicted model, not a curated record. Gene Ontology annotation, biological process: non-motile cilium assembly. Bases 119 to 544 code for a protein of 141 amino acids. Lineage: Eukaryota; Metazoa; Chordata; Aves; Strigiformes; Tytonidae. Gene Ontology annotation, cellular component: ciliary transition zone.
CCGCGGUUCAGGGGCUUAGUCCUCCCAAACCAUAGAGAGAGUGGAGAGAGCGGCCGGGGAGGUGCUUUCCCGCCCAGCGCUGCCGUGGAGGCGGCGGCGGUUCCCAUGGAGAUGGAAGAUGGCGCCCAGGAGCCGCCAGCGCUCCUCGGCGCCGCUGCAGGUCCUGCUUUUCCUCAACGGGUGGUACAGCGCUACCUACUUCCUCUUGGAAGCCUUCGUCUUCGUCUACAAAGUGCUGCUGCUGCCGUACCCCUUCACCAACCUGGUGCUGGACGUGGUGUUGCUCUUCCUCUACCUUGGCACUGAGGCCACCCGCAUCUUCUUUGGGUCCAAGGGCAACCUGUGCCAGCGGAAAGUGCCGCUCUCCAUCAGCCUGGCCCUGACCGUCCCGGCGGCUGUGAUGGCGGCCUAUUACCUGCUGCUGCAGACCUACGCCCUGCGCCUGGAAGCCAUCCUCAAUGCCAUCCUCCUCCUCUUCUAUGCUGUGGAGCUGCUGCUGGGUGUCCUCGCACUGGUCUCCUUCUCCAGCGUGGAUUCAUACUGAAGCCUCACCACGCCAAAGGACCCGGCCCAGAGCCACACAGGUACGCGAGGCAGCGGGGAGCCAGCAGCAUUCCCCAUCCAAAAUAGGGUGGUGGGGGGGUGUUUGCACCCCGUUUUGCCCACAGCACCCACGAACGACCCGCCAGGCAGCACCCAACCCGCUGCCAGCCAGAGCUUGCAACACGCAGGGCAGUUCGAGGUACAGAGAAUCAUUAUUAUUUUUUUCUACUGCCUUCUCAAAAUAAUUCACUAUUUUGCAAUAAAUAUUUAUUUUUA